This is a messenger RNA of Dermacentor silvarum, 1339 nucleotides long. RefSeq lists its product as uncharacterized. The transcript is spliced from 4 exons. Lineage: Eukaryota; Metazoa; Arthropoda; Arachnida; Ixodida; Ixodidae. The record is from RefSeq and is a predicted model, not a curated record. The coding region runs from base 2 to 1339 and encodes 445 amino acids.
AAUGGCAAGCCGCCGUCGAAAUUACUGCUUUGCACCCGGGUGCAGAACUGGCUACAGUCGCGUGAAGGAUGCACCAAAGGCGUCUUUGUUCAGCGUUCCACGUGAUGAAGGACGGCGAAAGGAAUGGGAGAGGAACCUCCACCGUGCUGAUAAGACUCUGGAUGAAUAUUGCGCGGUCUGUGAAUUGCACUUUGAACCGCGAUUUAUAAUUAGGGACUUCGUGCACCUUAUAGACGGCAAAGAGGUGCGCAUUCCUCGUGAGAAGCCACUGCUGUCAGGAAACGCUGUUCCCACGAUUCUUCCGAAUUUGCCGCAGUACCUGACGAAGACGACACCGAAGCCCAGGAACAAAAGGAAAAGGUAUGAAAGCAACAAAGCAACCGCGAAGAAAACAAGCCGACGCGCGCUGGACAAUAACCAUUCGGAGUUUUCACCGGCUGCUGCCGGCGCUUCCGAGAUAGACUAUGACUCGGCGCAAGAGGAGGGCGUUACGGCAGAGCGUCAACACUGUUUGUCGUUUCUUUUUGAUUUAAGGACUCCUUCCAAGUAUUGGAGUUCACAUCAACUCCCCGACCUUGAUGGAGUGCUUUAUUGCACGUCGACCAACCUAGAAGAAGGCGUUGUCACGUCCGAUAAAGUAGUCGUGUUCCUCUGCGACAGACAACCCGAUGUUUACUGCAAGGUAUACAUGAGGGGACGACUGAUAAAGGAACUCAGCCUGAAAUCUCAGGAACAAGCAGAGAACGUGCUGAAAAGCGUGGAAGCUACUGAACUAUGUGUUGGCGCUUUGAAUGCCAAAGAUUAUGAUGCAUGCUUUUUGACACCAGGACUCCGAAAGCAGCUCAAGAUCAGGCAUGAGUCGUACUUCAACGCCAACUGCAGUGCAAAAGUAACAGCCAAAGCAUUUGGCUUCAGCAAGAAAGUGUUGGAGGAGCUGAAACAGAAGACACAAGACAUGGACCCAUUCAAGAAGCACGGUGGGCUUCUUGUAGAUGAGCUCAAGCUCUCGGAGCAUCUAUCUGUAAAGCAAUCUGGCCAAAUCGAAGGGAGGAUCAACCGCAUCAUCUGUGUUAUGAUAUCUCGGUUCCCGGGAGAAGCCCUGAGACCCAACUCUUCCUCAACCGAAGCUCUCUCAGGUUUUUUGGAGUACCUGGCGGCUUGGGAGAAGCAUGCAGGUGGAGCUGAAGGGUUCUUGAGCGAAUCAACAGCGACUGGGCUCCGUUUUAGUGAAGACUGUAAGAUACGGGAAUGCGGAUCCAUGUGCAGUAAGUGCCUUGCUGGAUACGCAAGUGAGCAGCACCAGCUGCCUUCCCAGCAACAACUUGUGGGAUCAGGUUGA